UUGUCAGUUAGCGCGGGAAUAUCGGUUGAUCACGACCUAACCUCAGUCGCGCCGUGUGUGUUUCGUGAAUUUGAAUUCGACUCAAUCAUUUUUACCUUUUUACCUUUGCGUGCUUAUUCUUGUGUUACUUUUAAUUUUCCCUGUGGUUUUUGUGCUCCAUCUGAGAUUAGUCCCAACCAUGCCUGCAGAUGAAGAAUUAAGUUCCAUCCUUAACAGAAGGCAGCAAAUUAACGAUGCUCUCGAUGAGGGAAAAUCUGUCGCCCCUCAGUUCAAAAAAGUUAAUUGCAACGUGUACACAGAGUUCCAAGAAUUCUCCAGGAAACAAAUCAAAGAAUACGAGAAAUCAUUCAACAGUUAUGAUGAGGGGCGCGACGGAUUUCUGGACAUCGGAGAACUGAAGAUAAUGAUGGAGAAAUUGGGUGCCCCACAGACGCAUCUCGGACUCAAAGCCAUGAUCAAAGAAGUCGACGAGGACGGAGACAGUAAAAUCAGUUUUCGAGAAUUUCUGCUGAUUUUCCGGAAAGCAAAUGCUGGUGAGCUGCAGGAAGAAAGUGGAUUAGGAAAAUUAGCCAAACUGACUGAAGUUGAUGUUGGUCAAGUAGGAGUUAAUGGAGCAAAAUCUUUCUUCGAAGCCAAGAUCGAAGAAAUCAGGCGAGGAAGCAAGUUUGAGGAUGAAAUAAGAGAAGAACAAGAAGAGAGGCGGCGAGAAGAAGAAGAAAGGUUGAAAAGGAAAACAGCCUUUAAAGAACGGGCAGCACUUUUCCAAAAUGGGAGUGUUGAAGCACGAUAAAUAAAUGUCACAUUGUACUCAAUUUGUCCGAAAAUUUACCAUUUAGCUUUUAAGUUUGAGUUCGGUGUGAUUCGUAGAUAGCACCGAGAGCAGCAAAAGUUUAAGCAUUUUAAGUUCCUAGAAAUUUAAAGUGUGUAACUAAACUAACUAACGAACAAAGUUUUGGCAGGUGCGCACCAUCGGCUAGAGAAAUAUUGCGCUCCUUUUUGUGUUAGAUGAUUGUGGUUGAUCUUUUUAGUUUGGUAGCAUCCUCUUGACACGAAAUUAUUACAAAAGAUAUUCCUGUAUUGUCCUUAAUCAUUAUGAGAAAUAAUAUUCAGUAUUCACUCGGUGGAUAAAUAACAGUUUGCCACCAAUUACCUCAAUUGUGUUGAAUCAGUCCAAAGUAAAAGCCAGUCUUAUGGUCUAGCUGGUCUAGCCAGUUUCUUAAUAUUCGGAGGAAUUAUCCUUCUCUAAAUUUUUUACUUAAUUAAAAAAUUCGACCUCAAACCCAGAAAGUGUUAAGGUCCAAAAGAGGAUCUCAGUAGAAGAAAUAAGUAAUAAAACUCCCAAAACUGGCAAACAAGUUCAGAACCAUGAAAUUUCCAAUAAUCGAGGCAUUUGUUUGCACUGAAAGUUAAUUUUUUUUAAAUUUAUCUUAAUUGAGUGUCAGUGUCCAAUUGAAUGUGCGUAGGUAUUUUUUUACAACACAAUUUUUACAAUCUUUUAACAUUUGACUAAUGAUGACGUUGUAAAAAAGCCUCAUCUACUUAUUUCCUGUAUAUCCUGUAUCCUCCAGGAACAAUUUGAAAAUCGCAUAUUAGUUCUUUCCUUGAUAUCAAUCUGUUGUGAAUUUGAUCAAUUUUGCCGUGUCAAUUUUUUGCUAAAUCUUCAUUAUCGCAUAGUGCUAACAAUUGUGUACUUUAUAUCAACUUCUUAUCUUUAAGUUUCAUUACCUCUGCGGUGUUUUCAUUGUUUUAGGUUAAAUACCAUCUGUAGUAAUUAGUGAUUUUACACUUUUUAUGACUCACGGUCUUAACGGGAAGACACACUUUAACACCGCCAUACUAACAUAACUGUAUUCAGUCAUUGACGAUUUAAAGUUUCUGAUGUUACAGCACUCGUGCAAAGCUGUUUCGUGUAUUCACAGGAGAAAAGAAUCCACCUCUGAAUUUUAAUUCUGUAUCCUGUAAGGGAUUUACUUUCCACGUCAUUUUAAAACCGACUGGAGCAAUGUCUGUCAAAAAUUUCCUAGUUAUUUAUGCCUGGUCUCAUUAAAUAUAACUCAUGCUGAAAUUAUUUUGUAUACAAAACCUACCGCUAAUGCCGCACCCUAAUCCAUUUUGCUAUAGAAGAAUUUCCUCUCUCAUGUCUGUCACUUUAUGAAUUAAGUGUACAGUCAUUCAGUGCUGCUACUAAAACUAUCCAAACUCACAAUUUCUCAUCUAAUAACUGCCAGCUAGAAUCAAGUGCAUUACUUUUGUUGUCAAGAAACUUAACAACUAUAUUAAAAACUAUCAAAUUAUGAAAUAGCUAUGGCCAUUAAACAUUAAUAAGCACUACUACCUUUUCUGUUAUGAUGUUCAUAGCCACUAGCCAUCAGUAAUUUUUUUUUUUUUUAAGUACUGAUACCUUUUUUUUCUUUCUUUUUACCUCCUCGUGGAAAAAAUGGUUUGCAUCAGAGAUACAUAAUGGGUAUGUCAGUUGGCUUUACCUAAUUAUUUUGCAUCCCUUACCUACCAAAUUAGGGCCACAACAUACCUUGGUUUGCUUCUCAGCCCUAAACCAGUAGGUAUGGGACACGAAAAGUUAGGUAACCCGACCCUAAUUGACCUAUCCGUCUCCUGUCUCCAAAGCAAACUCGUUUUUUCCGUAUUUUGAGAAAUUUGUACAACUUUAACUAGGCACAAUUCCUCUUUAUUUUAGAUUAAAAUUACUUAAAAAUAAGAUUUAACACAACCUUUUUGCUAGUCUUCGUAUUUAUAUGUACCUACUUAUUAGCAGUAAUGAAGAUUUUUAGGAGUGUAAUCCUUUCUAUUAAUAAUUAAUUUUCAAUUUAAAAGCUCAGCUAAGGCUUAGCGUUGAACCUUGGCUUUCAACUUGUGCAGUUCAUAGACAAGCCAGAACGUAGAAUGAUAGAGAUAAAAAUUAUAAGAAUGUAUAUUUUUCUAUACAUGUUGUGACUUAUGUAGUUUAAUUUUGUAGUCUCAGAUCUUUAGAUCAUAUCAUUUUCUUUGUUUUACUCUUGGACUUUCUUAGACGUGAAGUUUACUUUCAAAUUACGAAGUUGAUCAGUCAUUCACAGCCAGUUUUUUUUCUAAGUGCAACAUUAUUUUUUUUUUAUUUUUUGAAACACGGUGAACUGCAUUACCCUGAAUCAUUUUGAUACCCUGUAUGAACACCAUGCUUACUUUAAUUCUAGAUUCAGGCUUCUUUGGGAACUAAUAUGUAAUAUGUACACGAACAACCUUAAUAGAAACUAUUGUCCAAUCAGAGUGCAAACAAGUAAAAUUCUCAAGCUUUGCUCCAAAGAGAACUUUCAUUGAGAUCAUGGACAAUUGACUUUUUUCUUUUAGUGAAACUUAAAUCAAGUAGGUUUUUGAAUGGUUGCACAAAAAUUAUUACUGAAUCAUAUCUCAAGUUUAGAAUUUUUAAACAUUUUAAAGAUUGUACACCCAUGAAAAUUGAUGUACAAAAAAAAGAGGAAAAAAGCAGGAGAUUAUACCCAAACUUAAAGUUAAAAUGUAUCAUCUCAGUUGUAAAUUUAUUAUUCUUAUAGUGUUUUUUUUUUUUUUUUUAUUAUCAUUGUUAAUAAUGUUUUAACUGUUCAGCUAAUCUAAUCUUGUGUUAUUUCUAAAACUUUUACAAUUAUUUUUGUGAUCAACUGUAAUCGUUUACUUGGAUCAACUGUAAAAUGAUCUGAUUCAUAAAAACUGUUACCAUUUAAA
This is a messenger RNA of Bemisia tabaci, 3717 nucleotides long. It is a transcript of the gene Swip-1, whose product is annotated as EF-hand domain-containing protein D2 homolog Swip-1. Lineage: Eukaryota; Metazoa; Arthropoda; Insecta; Hemiptera; Aleyrodidae. The record is from RefSeq and is a predicted model, not a curated record. Gene Ontology annotation, molecular function: calcium ion binding.